Messenger RNA from Coniosporium apollinis CBS 100218, 495 nucleotides. RefSeq lists its product as uncharacterized. Gene Ontology annotation, biological process: protein phosphorylation; MAPK cascade. The transcript is spliced from 2 exons. Lineage: Eukaryota; Fungi; Ascomycota; Dothideomycetes. Bases 1 to 495 code for a protein of 164 amino acids. Gene Ontology annotation, molecular function: ATP binding; MAP kinase kinase activity. The record is from RefSeq and is a predicted model, not a curated record.
AUGUUGAACAAAGAGAACCCCAAGGAUGUCAUCCACCUCAAAACCUUUGUCGGUUGCCUUUCCACGGCGGUUCUGUAUCUCCACAAUAACGACACCAUACAUGGGGACCUAAAGUGUAAGAACAUACUGGUCAAGAAUGGAGAGGUCCUACUCUGUGACUUCGGCAUAUCUCGAAAAUUGAUGGAUACCGAGGAGAGCACGCACUUUUUGGGAACUCCGAGAUACUGCGCUCCUGAAGUGGAAGGCGAGGAAGAGCGCAAGCACCCCUCAGACAUCUUCUCAUUGGGCUGCGUCUUCCUAGAGAUGGUAACCGUCAUCCGAGGCUUCACCCUAGCUGCGCUGAACGAGCACUUGAAAGGCAGCGUGGAGGAGAAAAACAACGACAAGAUCGUGUUUCAUAAGGCCUCAUCGCAGGUGGUUUCCUGGCUGAACGAGUUGGAAACUGCUGGUCCUGAUCCAGGGCUCAUUCCUUUGAUCCGCAAUAUGCACUUGUAA